AUGGAACCUUGUCCUGUUUCAUGGGAGAUUAAAAAAGAAAGAGUUUUUGAUAAAGUUAAAGCAAGAAUUCGUAUUCUUGAAAAAGAGAUGAACAUUAAUAUUGCUAAUGAUGUUAAAAUAAAAAUUUUUGAAAGUUUAAAUAUUAAUAAUAAUUAUGAAAUUUCUCAACCAAAAAAAAAUUCUUAUACAUAUUUUAAUAAAAAUGAGAUAAAGAUUCUUGAAGAUUUUUAUACAAAUAACAAAAAUCCAACCUCAAAAGAUAUUGAAAAUAUAGCAAUUAUAAUUAAAGAUACGAAAGAACGAGUACGUAAAUGGAUUGGCCGUAAACGUCUCUGUGAAAAGAAAAUAUUAAAAAAAUAA
Molecule: messenger RNA, 360 nt
Organism: Strongyloides ratti
Lineage: Eukaryota; Metazoa; Nematoda; Chromadorea; Rhabditida; Strongyloididae
Product: Homeobox domain and Homeodomain-like-containing protein
Exons: 4
Coding region: 1-360 (119 amino acids)
Molecular function (GO): DNA binding
Source: RefSeq, a predicted model, not a curated record